AUGGAUACAAACGAUUCGAAUAGACAAAAUAAUGGGCGAUUCUUUCCAAAUGAACAACAACAACAAGAGGAAAAGAAAAAGUGUCAUGGUAAUCGACGAAACCAACGUUUUAGAAGAAAAUGCCGCGCUCUUAAAAUGAAACCAAAGAAAAUAGAAAAACUAAUAAAGAAAAGAAAUCAUAUUCCUAAGAAAAUUCAAAAACAGCAGCCUAAAAGAUCUACGACAAAUUAUAGUAUACAAUUAACAACUGGAAAAACUAAUCAAUCACAACCAAUAACAACAACAACAACAGCAAAUGUUUUUAAACGUAAACGAGAUAUAUCAUCGCAACAAUUGUCAAAAACUACAAGUUCAAUAUCCAUCGUGCAGCCAUCAUCGAAAAAGAUGACUACUGCUACACUAUAUGCAAAUAAUACUAAUACCAAUAUGAAUAACAAUUACCGAUGUCCAAUGUAUUUGACACGAUCAUCAUCGAUACUUUGCCAAAUAUUAAAUAAAACAUUAAAUUAUACAUUAAAGAAACAAGAUGAAAAAAAAUUUCUUCAUGUACAACUUGAAUUAUUAGAUCAACAAUAUUGUUUAGAAAGAGAUCAAGAAUUAUGGCAAUCAUAUUUAGAUAUUGGUUUACAACAAUGUGUAUGGCCAGUAAAGAAUAUCAAAAAACAAUUGAAUCAAUGUCAAUUUGACUUAACAAAAUAUUCUCAAACAUGUCCAAUCAGGGAAUUAUCAUUUAAUGUAAUUGAACAACGUCUUAAAGAAUUGGUGGCUCGUGAACGAAAAUAUAUAUCACAAAGAAACAAUGAUCAAUUGAUUAAGUUUAAAGAUGAUAUUCAUCAAGCAGAAUUAUUUAGAAAAAUAUCUACGAAUUUACCUAAAACUAAUACACAAGAAAAUUAUAUAGAUCAAUUAAUGACAAUACGAGAAAAACAAGCAGCAAUUUGGAAAGAACAAUUAAUGUUAGAAAUACGUAUUCAUUGUAAAUUUUUACCACAAAAUCUCGUUCAUUUACAAAGUUUCAUGGCAUCUAUUAGUUAUGUACCAUUGAAUAAUGAUCAAAAAAGUAUUGAAGUAAAAAAUAAACAUUAUAAAAUCAUACAAGAAGCAAAACGUACAUGGUUAAACUAUAUUUUAAAUACUUAUGAGAUGAAAAUAAUAGAAUAUGAAUUACAAUAUCAAAAUGAAUAUAUCAAAUUGGAAUCAUAUAUAUCAAAGAAUAUGACUACCACUAGUACAUCUGUUCUCAAUCAAGUUCAAGAAUAUAUGAAUUGUCGAAUAUCAAAAUUAAAAAAUGAUAUUUAUAAUAAAAUGUCCUCUUUUCGAAAAGUAAUUCUUCAAAAUCGUCAACGUUCAUCAUCAAUAAAAGAUGUUAUUGGUGUAUGGCCUGAACCCUAUCUUGAUCUAAUUUCGAAUCCAUUUGAUACACGUCAAUGGAAUUAUCUUUCACUUGGACCAUAUUAUAUAAGAUCAAAUCAAAGUGCUGUUCGUCCUCAACGUCAACAAGAAGUUGCAAUUAAAGAUGAAUAUGAAGAUAUUUAUAAAAAGGUUAAAAGUCACCUUGUCAAUAAACCUCAUUGUGUACCAAAAAACCAUCCAAUUUUUACAGAAUAUUCAAAUCAUCUUUUAGAUUAUCUUAAUCAAUGUUAUUCUACUCCAUUACCAUAUAAAGUUCAAUUGCAAACUCGUGAACAAGCACAAAUUGCCCGAUCAAUUCGACAAAUAAUUAAAAAUAUGGAUCUUAUCAUUCGUAUAACUGAUAAAGGUCAUAAUUUUUAUAUUGGUUCAAGUAUUGAAUUCGA
Molecule: messenger RNA, 1796 nt
Organism: Adineta steineri
Lineage: Eukaryota; Metazoa; Rotifera; Eurotatoria; Adinetida; Adinetidae
Source: the annotation of a GenBank genome assembly